AUCUCCUGCACCUGUGAGAGCUGUUAAUGUCUCAACUGCUGUUGUGACCUCUCCUCAACAUCUUCAGUGCUACCAAGUAAAAAGUUUGCUCCCCCUCUGCGGAGCUUUAUCUGUUACUCAGAAUAGAGACUUUACGAUGUGUGUGCAUGUUUGAUCAAACAAAAGCAAUUCGUGGCGUGGAGUGAAGCUAGCUACCGAAUGUAAUUAGUGUUGGAGGGUUUGCUUGUCUCAGGCAUUAUGGCAGAGUUUGCUCUACAAGUGACCACAGGAGACGUGAUGUAUGCAGGCACAUUGGAUAACUUGUAUGUUACCCCGAUCGGCAGCGAUGGGCCGUCCGAGCACACCCACCUAACCAGUGUUGAACUGAAUGAUAAAACUGGAAAGGUGGGAUCAUACUCUGUGACUUCACUUUUUUCUCUGGGAUGUCUUCUUCUGCUGAAGCUGGAGAACGAUCCUUUCCAUGAAUCUUUGGAAAAUGAAUGGUUUUGCUCCAAGAUUGUGGUGAAGACCCCUGAGGAGGAUGAAAUCCUUUUCCCCUGUUACCGAUGGCUGUCCAGGGGUGAAAGUGUGCUGCUGAGAGGAGGGGGAGCUACAAAGGCCUUUGAAGAUGCAGAUCCUCAACUUGUAGAUCAACGUAAAAAAGAACUGGUUCACUAUAAGUCAAUGUACAAAUGGGAUCACUACACUGAAGGGAUGUCGUACAUCUUAUAUCUCAAGGAUCCGAAAGUUGUUCCAGCAGACAUCCGUUUCUCAUACUCAAAAGCCUUUCAAAUUUCAUACAUAAGCAAAGUGGUACAAGCCGAGCUCAAAAAGAAAGGUCUGAAACAUGCUGCCGAGCAAUGGGAAAGCAUUGAGGCUAUGAAAGCAGUUUCCUGGUUCAGUGAGUCGCCAAUAUCAGAGUACGUAUUGGAGCACUGGAAGGAUGAUGACUUUUUCGGAUACCAGUUUCUCAAUCUCCACCCUGUCGUUAUCCAACGCUGUUCCAAGCUUCCCUCCAAGUUCCCUGUCACUGAGGACAUGGUGAAGCCUUUUCUAGCAAAUGGAAGCUCUCUGACUGUUGAGAUGAAGAUGGGCAAUAUUUUCAUUGGUGAUUACAAGAUAAUGGAAGGUCUGCCUACGAGAGUUCUUAAUGGUAAACCAUUGGUUAUGCCAGCUCCCUUCUGUCUGCUGUACCUAAACCCAGACGGGAAACUGCUGCCCAUCGCAAUUCAGCUCACCCAGCAGCCCUCAGAGUCAAACCCAAUUUUUCUUCCAAGCGACACCGAGUUUGACUGGUUGUUGGCCAAGAUAUUUGUGAGGCAUGCAGAUGCCCUAUAUCACAAUCUGGUCAGUCAUUUGCAGCGCACUCAUCUACUGUCAGAAGCGUUCACAGUGGCGACGAUUCGCAAUCUCCCAAAGAUUCAUCCUCUAUACAAGCUGCUAACCCCCCAUCAUCGGCAUACUAUCAAUACAAAUGUCCUAAGUCGUGCUCAACUUUACGGUCCUGGAAGAUCAUUUGAAAAUACUACACUUGGAAACGACGGAAUUAUAGAGCUCUUCAGAAGGGGUCUCUUACAAACAACCUACACCACCCUCUGCCUACCUGAAAGCAUUGCAGCAAGAGGACUUGAGUCCAUCCCCAACUUUUACUACAGAGACGAUGCGCUGAGACUGUGGAGCAUCAUCAACAGAUUUGUUGAGAGGAUGAUGGCAUAUUAUUAUCCAUCUGACAAUGAGGUGUCUGCAGAUUCUGAGCUCCAGGGAUGGAUCAAUGAAAUCUACUACUAUGGAUUUCUGGAAAACAGUGACUCGGGUAUCCCAUCCAACUUUCAAACUGUGGAGGAACUUAUCAAGUUUGUCACUAUGGUGAUCUUCACAUCAUCGUGUCAGCACUCUGCAGUUAACAAUGCGGUGUUUGAUUUCUUAGGUUGGGUUCCCAAUGGUCCAAUUUUGCUCCAACAAGCUCCACCAACAACUAAGGGAAAGGCUAGCAUGGAGACGAUCUUGGCUACUCUGCCAAAUAAAGCGUUUUCGGGAUAUACUACGGGACUUACGUGGCAACUCAGCAGGACAUACGAUGAUUUUGUACCUCUGGGCACUUAUCCGGAGCAACGUUUUGAUGAGCCCGCCACCUUGCAGAUGAUCCAGGAUUUUCAAGCUGAGCUGUCGUCCUUGAGCGUGACAAUUACCAAGAGGAACUCUGAGCUUGAACUGCCGUACAACUACUUGAAUCCUACACAAACAGAAAACAGCAUAACUAUUUGACUACGAUCAUGUUUUCAGUGGUAAACAGAAUAUAUUGUUCAGAAUUUUGUGUGUAUGCUACGAUGAGCUGACACUAUACCUGAUGUUUGACCUGAAAGUAAAGCCUUAUAUAUGUAUAUUCUGUAUCUUUUUCUAUCCUUUUCAUUACAGCUAUUUUUGCUAGUUUUUAUAAGAA
Mugil cephalus (flathead mullet) is the source of this 2419-nucleotide messenger RNA. Its product is annotated as hydroperoxide isomerase ALOXE3-like. Gene Ontology annotation, molecular function: oxidoreductase activity, acting on single donors with incorporation of molecular oxygen, incorporation of two atoms of oxygen; protein binding; iron ion binding. The transcript is spliced from 14 exons. Gene Ontology annotation, biological process: linoleic acid metabolic process; lipid oxidation. The record is from RefSeq and is a predicted model, not a curated record. The coding region runs from base 238 to 2244 and encodes 668 amino acids. NCBI's taxonomy places the organism in Eukaryota, Metazoa, Chordata, Actinopteri, Mugiliformes, Mugilidae.